Molecule: messenger RNA, 3093 nt
Organism: Triticum aestivum (bread wheat)
Lineage: Eukaryota; Viridiplantae; Streptophyta; Magnoliopsida; Poales; Poaceae
Product: sec1 family domain-containing protein MIP3
Exons: 7
Coding region: 289-2853 (854 amino acids)
Biological process (GO): vesicle-mediated transport
Source: RefSeq, a predicted model, not a curated record
AAACGGAGCUAAUCCUCCUCCUGCGAGCCCCACACCGUCUCCUCCGCGCUCAUCUCCCGUGUAGCAGCCAGCGACGCAUCUCCGGCGAGCUGCAGCUCCGAAGGUGGUAUCCAUCUCUCCUCCCCUCCCCCCUUCGGCGGGAGCAGCGGGGUCUCCGGGUUCUCUAGCUGCGGUCACCGUCGGCAGUUCCCCUCCGGCUUCGCCCCUCACCCACGAUCCGACCGCAUCACCCGGUGGCGUCGCGGUGAAGGUUCCGCAAUCUUCUGGGGACCUAGGGAGUGAGACGCCAUGGUGGCGGUGGAUCUGAUCGCGUCCUGCCAAGACUCCAUCGGCCAGAUUGGGGAUGAGAUUGCGGAUGCACUAGUGUACCUAGAUGCAGGCACUCUGGAGGCGUUCCAGUUUAUAGGAGCAUUCCCUCUGCUUCUCGAGCUCGGCGCUCGUGCGGUCUGCAGCUUGGAAAGCACGUCUCCUCUUGAUGCUGUUGCUGAGUGGAAUUCAAGUUUUGCUCAUCCAGCAAGGAAGAUUGUCGUGAUUACAUCACGCCUUCUUAGUGAUGCACAUCGGUAUAUUAUACGCUGCUUGGGCAACCAUGGAACUGUUUCACAUUGUACUGUAUUGACAGCAAUUUCCGAGAUUGGUCACUCAGCGUACGUUGGUUCCCCACUUGGACCAGAUGCUUUCCGGGAGUAUGAGACAUUACUCAUUCAGGACCAUGAGGAGCUUCUAAAGAAGUGUGGGAAGUUGAACAAGGAUAAAGAUAACAUUUCAUACACAGAAAGAGAUUUCACCUCAGAUGGUGAUACUAAGUGGGGUUCUGGGGUGCACUAUGGCCCUUCUGAAUCUAGCCCGAGGAAAAAGGAUUUUUCUGAUGAUGACUUAGGUCAGGUUGAAGCAAGAGGAAAGAGGUUGUCUGUAACCGUUUGUCACUUUCCGAUGAUUUUCUCUCCUAUUUCCUCAAGGACUUUUGUUUUACCUUCGGAAGGUAUAAUUGCUGAAUCAUAUCUGUCAAAUCACCGUGAGGAUUCCCUUAGCCCUGGUCUACCCUCCAUAUCUACUGGUAAACCUUUUGAUGGCGAUGAGGUGCCCCCAGGACUAACCUUGACUGCUCAAUUCUUGUACCAUUUGGCCAAUAAGAUGGACCUAAAGCUUGAUAUAUUUUCACUUGGUGAUACAUCAAGGGCCAUUGGGAAGCUGAUGAUGGAUAUGUCAAGUCUAUAUGACGUUGGUCGUAAUAAGAGUUCUGCUGGUCUACUGAUUGUAGAUCGUACAAUUGAUCUCCUAACUCCUUGCCUUCAUGGCGAAUCAUUUCUUGAUAGGAUGCUGUCAUCGUUGCCACGCAAGGAAAGGACUUCAUCCUGUUAUGCGGCGAAAAAUCCUCAAACUCCCAGCGAGCAUUCCCAAGCUACUGUAAAACGUUCCCCACUAGAUAUAAAGGUCCCUUUUGAAUCAGCCUUUGGCAAGGAAGAAACUAAGAGCAGAACCAGUAUGCUGUCUGAAAGUAUGAUGGCAUUUGUGUCUGGCUGGAACUCUGCUGAGGUUGACUCCGAAGUUACCUGGCUACCUGAUUACUCCGACGAAGCACAUGAUGGCAAAGUAGGCACUCUAAGUGGCUCUUUCCUAUCCAACUAUGCUGGAGUGCGCUACUUAGAAGCAUUACUAGACACAGGAGCAAAAGAUGGGUUGGUGUUGAUUAAGAAAUUGCUUAUGGAGGCUUUACAGCUUGAGAAGCUGUCCUCUCCAUCUAAAGGUCGACAGACGGCUUCUAUUUCAGAGCUCCGUUCUAUGGUGCAAAUGCUCUGUCAACACGAGCUGUCCUUGGUAAGAAACAGAGGGAUUAUUCAGUUGGCACUGGCUGCUGAAAUGGCUCUCCAGGAACCUCAAAGUACUCGCUGGGAGGCCUUUACAAGUGCUGAGAGAAUAUUAAGUGUAACAUCAGCCGAGACAACUCAAAGUCUUGCCAGCGAGAUUCGUGAUUUCAUCAACACUAGCACUUCAGUGGAAUCUCACAAACAAGGUAAUACCAUGGGGUCUACGCAAGGCCUUCUGACUUUCCAGGACAUAUUACUUCUAACGAUUGUUGGGUAUAUCUUGGCCGGCGAAAACUUUCCUACAUCGAUAGCUGGUGGUCCAUUCUCUUGGGAAGAUGAACGGUCACUGAAAGAUGUUGUGGUGGACUCUAUCCUUGAGAGGCCAUCAUCUGUGAAGUUCCGGUUCCUUGAUGGUUUGGAGAAGGAACUUGAAGCUAAAGGUAGAUCUAAAGAUGGUGAUAGAAAUAAGGACUCUAGUGAGCCUACUUCUACCACUACCGAUGAUUUUGAUGACCAGUGGGAUAACUGGGACGAUGAUGAUGAUGCUGAUCAUCAAAAAGAGGAAGCUUAUGGGGACAUGCAACUUAAGUUGGAAGUACGGGAUAGGGUAGAUCAACUCUUUAAAUUCUUUCAUAGCUUGUCCAGUAUGAGAUUACAUAAUCAAGCUCUUGGAGAAGGGUUGGCAGCACUGAGUCGGUUUGAGACUGAUAGCUACUCAAGAAAAGGCUUGCUUUAUAAGUUGAUAUUAGCUGUGUUAACGAGAUUUGACAUACCUGGCCUUGAAUAUCAUUCAUCAGCUGUUGGCCGUUUAUUUAAAAGCGGAUUGGGUAGGUUUGGCCUUGGACAGUCCAAACCAAAUUUUGGCGAUCAAAGUUUUCUCAUCGUUUUUGUUGUGGGAGGUAUCAAUACUCUUGAGGUCCGGGAAGUCAUGAAGGCAAUCUCAGAGAGCGGCAGACCUGAUGUGGAGCUCAUUCUUGGUGGUACAACCCUUCUCACCCCAGAUGACAUGUUUGAGUUAAUGUUGGGCUCAUCCAGCUUUACUUAGACAUUAAUUAGACAUAGAUUUAAUUCUUGCUUAUCGGUACAGUAGCAAUCAUGUAAAUUUAAUCUGUACAUGUUUUUGCUUCUGCGAUGGAAUUUUUGAAUAUUUACUGGCUUAGAGAAUUGUUAAGUCACAAUGUUGUAAACUCAUAUAAUUUCCACCCUCAUUGCUCAGGAGGUUGUAUCAGAAUAUAAGAUCCAGCCCCCGGCUUCGACCCAGUAUUUAGGCUGUACCUUUGGACUA